Molecule: messenger RNA, 1153 nt
Organism: Medicago truncatula (barrel medic)
Lineage: Eukaryota; Viridiplantae; Streptophyta; Magnoliopsida; Fabales; Fabaceae
Product: short-chain dehydrogenase reductase 2a
Exons: 2
Coding region: 85-993 (302 amino acids)
Molecular function (GO): oxidoreductase activity, acting on the CH-OH group of donors, NAD or NADP as acceptor
Source: RefSeq, a predicted model, not a curated record
UAUUGAAACACUUGUGCUUGGCAUUCAUCAAAGCUUUCUUCUUCUCCUACUUUCUCUUCCUUUUUACUUCCUCUCAACUCAACCAUGGGUGUAAUGUCUGAGAAACCCCUUCAAGAACUUUCUCUUCACUCUACAGACACCACAUUUUCUCCUCCUUCACCUAAGAGGUUGGAAGGAAAAAUAGCUAUUGUAACAGGUGGAGCUAGAGGAAUUGGAGAAGCAACGGUGAGAAUUUUUGUAAAACAUGGUGCAAAAGUGGUAAUUGGUGAUGUUGAAGAUGAACUUGGAAUCAUGCUUGCAAAUUCACUCUCUCCAUCAGCUAUUUAUGUCCAUUGUGAUGUUAGUGUUGAAAAAGAUGUUGAAAAUUUAGUCACUUCAACAAUUUCUCACUAUGGAAAACUUGACAUAAUGUUCAACAAUGCUGGCUUUCUUGGAAACCAAUCCAAGAACAAAAGCAUUGUGAACUUCGACACCGAGGAAUUCGACCGAGUCAUGAAUGUUAAUGUUAAAGGUGUUGCUUUAGGUAUGAAACAUGCUGCAAAGGUUAUGAUACCUAGAGGAAAUGGAUGCAUAGUAUCCACUUCUAGUGUAGCUGGAGUUUUAGGAGGACUUGGUCCACAUGCUUAUACAGCUUCAAAGCAUGCUAUAGUUGGAUUAACAAAGAAUGCUUCUUGUGAAUUGGGAAAAUAUGGUAUAAGGGUUAAUUGCAUUUCUCCAUUUGGUGUUGCAACAUCUAUGCUUGUGAAUGCUUGGAGAAAUGGAGAAGAUGAAGUUGAUGAAGGAAUCAAUUUUGGAUUGCCUUUAAUUGAAGAGGUUGAGAAAAUGGAGGAAUUUGUUAGAGGGAUUGGUAAUUUGAGAGGAACAACUUUAAAGACUCAAGAUAUUGCUGAGGCUGUUCUUUAUCUUGCUAGUGAUGAAUCUAAGUAUGUUAGUGGUCAUAAUCUAGUUGUUGAUGGUGGAAUUACUUCCUCAAGAAAUUGUAUUGGUUUGUGAAGUACUUUCUUAGUAUUCAUUUUCUCUUCUGAUUUCUUUGUGACUUAUUAAUUAAUUAGUUAGUCUUGUUGUUGAUUGAUGAACAAAGUUUUAUCCCACUAAGUGGGAUGGGCUACAUGAUGUAAAACUAUGUUAAUGAUAAUGAUUUUUUUGUGAAUAA